Molecule: messenger RNA, 2492 nt
Organism: Myotis daubentonii (Daubenton's bat)
Lineage: Eukaryota; Metazoa; Chordata; Mammalia; Chiroptera; Vespertilionidae
Gene: TATDN1
Product: TatD DNase domain containing 1
Cellular component (GO): cytosol
Molecular function (GO): 3'-5'-DNA exonuclease activity
Source: RefSeq, a predicted model, not a curated record
CGCAGCCACUUCCGCUUCCGCCAAGGAGAGCCCGUCGCCGCGGUCAUGAGUCGCUACAAGUUCGUGGAUAUUGGUAUCAACUUGACAGAUCCUGUAUUCAGAGGAAUUUAUAGGGGGGUUCAAAAGCAUCAAGAUGACUUACAGGAUGUAAUACAGAGAGCUGUCCAAAUUGGUGUUAAAAAGUUUAUGAUUACAGGCGGAAAUCUACAAGACAGUAAAGAUGCACUCCAUUUGGCACAAACAAAUGAUAUGUUUUUCAGUACAGUUGGAUGUCAUCCUACAAGAUGUGAUGAAUUUGAAAAGAAUAACCCCGAUAUUUACUUAAUGGAGUUGCUAAAUCUUGCUGAAAACAACAAGGGGAAAGUUGUAGCAAUAGGGGAAUGUGGACUCGAUUUUGACCGACUACAGUUUUGUCCCAAAGAUACUCAGCUCAAAUAUUUUGAAAAACAGUUUGAACUGUCAGAUCAGACAAAAUUACCCAUGUUUCUUCACUGCCGAAACUCACAUGCUGAAUUUUUGGACAUAAUGAAAAGAAAUAGAGAUCGGUGUGUAGGGGGAGUAGUGCAUUCAUUUGAUGGUACCAAGGAAAUAGCAGCUGCUUUGGUUGACUUGGAUCUCUAUAUAGGAUUUAAUGGUUGCUCACUGAAAACUGAGGCUAAUUUGGAAGUUUUGAAGUCAAUACCUAGUGAAAAAUUAAUGAUUGAGACUGAUGCACCUUGGUGUGGAGUCAAAAGUACACAUGCUGGUUCAAAAUAUGUAAAAACGUCAUUUCCUACCAAAAAGAAAUGGGAAAAUGGGCACUGUUUGAAAGACAGAAAUGAACCUUGCCAUAUAAUACACAUGUGAAAAAGAUGGGCUCUGUUACUCAUCUAACUAUCGAGGAGCUGGAGACGAUAUUUUAACUUACAGGAAGUUUGUUAUAUCAUUUUAAUGGAGACAUCAUCUGAUUUCUUUUGUUUGCACAAGUACAUAAUUUAACUCUAGACUGUAUCAAUCUAGUGUGGUUUACCAGUUUAGGCAACUGAACACAUUUAUAACAUUCACAAAAAUUAAUAUUGAAUUACUUUUAAAUAGUAAUUCCUUCCAUAUGCAUUAUUUUUUCCCCCAGUAGUUUUUUAACAGGUAGGAGUAUUAAGUAAGCCAGAGCUAAAUUCAGCAGACAGAAAAGUGAAUUAAUUUUAUCAAAACAUAUUGGAAAGACCUUUUGCUUUAUUAAACAUGCUAGUUUUGGCAAAUACUUUAGAACUUAACUCAGGGGUCCUCAAGCUACGGCCCGCGGGCCACAUGCAAGUACAAAUGUUGUAUUUGUUCCCGUUUUGUUUUUUUACCUCAAAAUAAGAUAUGUGCAGUGUGCAUAGGAAUUUGUUCAUAGUUUUUUUUUAAGCCAUAGUCCGGCCCUCCAACGGUCUGAGGGACAGUGAACUGGCCCCCCCUGUUUAAAAAGUUUGAGACCCCUGACUUAACUGUUUUAAAACCCCUGGGUGAGGAAUAUAUUCUGCUUAGUAAGGAAUCACUUGUAAUUUUUCUGAAAUGUACAUUCUUGCAAAUUCAGAAUAUAACACCUUACCUGGUUUAAGUUCCGUUCUCAUGAAGCUUCCUGUUGAUGGUUAUAAAGAUGCAAUCUAUACUCCAUUUUCUAAACUAUCUUACUGUUAAGUAUACCUGUUGACUUUAGCUAUACAUUUACAAGACGAAAUUUUAACCUGUUUCUAAAUGCCGACAGUUAAGAGCUAAAAAUGCAUGAUUCGCAACUACAACCAUGAAUACCAGUUCUGAAUAGGCAGAGCUUGGGAAAAUCAACAUUUGCAAACUGAAAAGCUUAAGCCACAUUUCAAAAACACACCUGCCAUAGUCUAAUUAACUAAUUGGCAAGUUAAAAUUCCUACUUACAAAGUCGUUUUAAUCAAAUUCCAUCUAUUAACAGUUCUUUAUUUUAAUUAUUUGUAUAGAGAUCUCCCUUCUAAAUAAAUUCCUUGAAGCACAUUCUGGAGGUCUUGCCAUAUGCCAUUUUACUGAAGCUAUAUAGAAGAAUCCAGACAGCCCCUUCCCUCAUCUAUCCACCAAUGAGUAGGCACAUUGUGCCAGGCACUUUGGAUAAGGCACUAAUUGAGUCAGACGAGGAUUCCUUCCCUCCGGAACAAAUAAGACAUAAAAAGUAUAAUUCUAGCUGGUAGUGGUGUUAUAGAGGUAUGAAUGUGUGACUGGGACCAUAGGACAUAGCAACUGCCCGCCUUGAGGGGAAAUAAGAGAACUAAAGUGACAUUUCAACUGUUUACUAACUGGGAAUUAUGCCAGACCAAGAUAAACACGCUGAGCAAAGGCAGACUGUUAGAGGACUUAGCUGCUCCAGGGGAACAGUGAGUUAGGGUGCCAGAAAGUAGGAUGCACGAGUAAGUGAUCAGUCUGGGAAGGUAGAGUGAGGCCAGACUGUGAGGGCUCUUCUGUGCCAACUUUAGUAGUUUAGAUUUUAUCAGGACCCAAAGGAUUUUAAA